GGCAGGGACUCGUCCCGCUGCCUCCUGCUCCUGGCCGCGGUGCUGAUGGUGGAAAGCUCGCAGCUCGGCGGCUCGCGGGCCAAACUCAACUCCAUCAAGUCCUCUCCGGGCGGAGAGACGCCUGCCCAGGCCGCCAACCGAUCUGCGGGCGUAUACCACGGACUGGCUUUCGGCGGCAGCAAGAAGGGCAAAGCCCUGGGGCAGGCCUACCCUUGCAGCAGUGAUAAGGAAUGUGAGGUUGGGAGAUACUGCCACAGUCCCCACCAGGGAUCGUCAGCGUGCAUGGUGUGUCGAAGGAAAAAGAAGCGUUGCCAUAGAGACGGCAUGUGUUGCCCUGGAACCCGCUGCAAUAACGGCAUCUGCAUCCCUGUCACUGAAAGCAUCCUAACCCCACACAUCCCAGCUCUGGAUGGCACUCGGCAUAGGGAUAGAAAUCAUGGUCACUACUCACACCAUGACUUGGGAUGGCAGACUCUGGGAAGACCACACACCAAGAUGUCACAUAUAAAAGGACACGAAGGAGACCCUUGCCUGCGAUCCUCAGACUGCACUGAAGGGUUUUGUUGUGCUCGUCACUUCUGGACGAAAAUCUGCAAACCAGUGCUCCACCAGGGAGAGGUCUGCACGAAACAGCGCAAGAAGGGCUCUCACGGGCUAGAAAUUUUCCAGCGGUGUGACUGUGCCAAGGGCCUGUCUUGCAAAGUGUGGAAAGAUGCCACCUACUCUUCCAAAGCCAGACUGCACGUGUGUCAGAAGAUCUGACCACCUCCGAGGGAAAGCAUCACCAGCAGACUGUGAAUUUGUGUAUUUAAUGCUUUAUGGCAUGGUGGAAAACAAGGUUCGGAAUGCAGAAGAAUGGCUAAAAGGUGACUGUGAGAAGAAUAUAGAGCAGACAAAGAGGGGAAAAUGAAGGAGAACGGAGUGGAUUAGGGUGGGUGGCAAAUGCAGAGCAACCAGAGUGUUUCCAUUAUGCAACUGGUUUAUGUAAAUAAUGUACACAUUUGUGAAAAUGCUGUUCUAAAAAAGCACACCAUGGAAAUUACUGAUGAGUGCCAUGUGGCUUUCCAAGAGUUUAGGUUGUGCUGGAGGAGAGGUUUCUUUCAGCUUGGCGAUUGCCUAUAAAAAAGCCAUGGAUCUAUUCAGUUAAUAGCUUAACAAAAUACUCCCAGUGUAGCCUGGCCUACAAUAAGCUCUAAAACACGAAUGGAGUUGAUAAACAGGAAAUGAAAAUGUGGAGCAUAGUUAAUUUGCAAUGAGGAAUCACCUUUCAAUUUAGAACUCAACUUUGUCUGGUCAGUUAAAGCCUUGAUAGAUAAGAAAAAAAGGAGUCAAGGACUUUUGAAAAAUAACAAACCAACUUCCCCUCAAACUGUUUAUUUACAUUCCUUCAAAAAAUUAAUUUCACCUGUAAUUGAUAAAACCAGUAUAAGGUAAAAGUAGAUUCCUUGAUUCUGAAGGAAUGACUUCCAUUUCUCUUGGUUAUAUAAGAGUCCUACCCCCGAAUACAUUUGUUUUCCAAACUAAACCCAUUAAUUGUGACCAGUGCAAUAGAUGCACAGAACAUAAUCUUGGCAGACUGCAAAAAAAUUGAAAGAUGUCUACAACAUGGGGAAACAAAGUAAAUGGAGAUACCAUUGAUUUUUAAGAGUUUGACAUACCUACCUUUUGAUAGGAUUGUUGUAAAUAUGCUUAUUUUUUACACACUCUGUGGUAGGGUGGGAUGAAGCAGAUAACUGAGACUAGAGUGAAAUGGUCCUGUCCUGAAAUAGCUAAGGACGUGGGGGAACUUUAUCAAUUGUCCUGGGUUUGGCCAUACAGGAUCACAUGUGUGACCUGUGCUGACUCUUCACCUGUGAGACCAGAGACUGCACAACAUAAAGGCAGGUCCUCUGUGGGAUUUGCUAUCUCAAUAUUUACAUGCAGAUGAGUUCAGUGUAAGGUCCCUUUCCUUUCAUACACUCAAAAUAUUUAUUUUAUAUGUUUGAGUCCUAAAGUAAUCUUAAUAUGAGGCUAUCUCACAGAGUGGAUCCCCCAGCUAGGUAGCACGGUGAGACUCAGGGUCCUCAAGCUUCUAACUGACCCUGUACCGUGCGAGGCAUCUGCAUGAAGCCCUCUCUGCUGCAGCUAUUUCAUUGCCAAAGAUAUAGUUUCUGCUUUCUACAGCGACUGAGGUUUAAAACUAUAAUAACUUGUAAAAUCUACAGAUCAGUAAUCCAUAGAAACCACAGGCUCUAAAUUCUUUUGAAAACAUUUUAUUACCUUUGUUUAACUCAGUUCUAAAUCCUAUGUCUACAGCGUACGAGAACAAAAGUUUAUUUUAUAGUCGAUACUUUAAACUUUUAUGGACAGAAAGUCACUGCUGAAUUUUAUUACAGUUAUACUCCAUCUGUAGCCUCAAAUUCAAAUUUUCCCGAUAGAAGUUGAAUCAGAGCCUUUAUGGAGAAUUUCAGCUUCUCAAACAUAUUUCCUAGGAUGAUGAAGAUUUAUGUUUUCCACACAUGCCUUCGAAAACAAAAAUUGUAUGCUACUUAACCCAAGAGCCUGUGCUGGUGACAUUGGUUGUACAAGCUUGGUGACAGGAAAUGAAAACAUUUUCGCCAGUCAUUUCUUCUAUAGCCACUACACUUACAGUCUGGUUCCUGUAUUAUUUCCCUUAUGUUUACGCUCUCAAAAGUUAUUAUUUGAAGUAAUUUAUUUAGAGGAAAUGUUAAUGAGAUGUAUUUUCUUAUAGAGAU
Messenger RNA from Fukomys damarensis (Damara mole-rat), 2735 nucleotides. RefSeq names its product dickkopf WNT signaling pathway inhibitor 2 (gene Dkk2). Gene Ontology annotation, molecular function: co-receptor binding; receptor antagonist activity. The annotation marks the transcript as partial. Gene Ontology annotation, biological process: multicellular organism development; negative regulation of canonical Wnt signaling pathway. Gene Ontology annotation, cellular component: extracellular region. Lineage: Eukaryota; Metazoa; Chordata; Mammalia; Rodentia; Bathyergidae. The transcript has 4 exons. The record is from RefSeq and is a predicted model, not a curated record.